Molecule: messenger RNA, 2934 nt
Organism: Sceloporus undulatus (fence lizard)
Lineage: Eukaryota; Metazoa; Chordata; Lepidosauria; Squamata; Phrynosomatidae
Gene: FZD8
Product: frizzled class receptor 8
Exons: 1
Coding region: 306-2381 (691 amino acids)
Biological process (GO): canonical Wnt signaling pathway; non-canonical Wnt signaling pathway
Cellular component (GO): plasma membrane
Molecular function (GO): Wnt receptor activity; Wnt-protein binding
Source: RefSeq, a predicted model, not a curated record
GCAGGAGAGAGAGAGAGAGAGAGAGGUAGAACGCGCUGGUGGCGACGGCAGCAGCAGCAGCGGCGGCGGCGGCGCUCUCAGCAGGCAAGAAAGGCUCCUUCUCGGCUGGCUUGCAAGUGGAAGCAGCGCUGAGCGGCGCUGGGGGCUGUUUUGGGCUUGGAGCAGAAGGAGGAGGAGGAGGAGGAAAGUUGAGGGAGCGAGGAAGGGGCUGCUGCUGCUGGUCCUUCUCCGGGAUGGAAGCCGCCUGAGGAGAGCUGGAGGGAGCCGGCGAGGGGAGCCCGGGGGAGCCCUCCAUCCCUUCCAGCAUGGAGCUGCCCCUGGUGGCUUUGCUGCUGCCCCUCCUGCUGCUGCUGCUGCUGCUCCCGCCUUGGUCCGCCCUGGAGGGCGCCUCUGCCCCUGGAGCAGCCUCCUCUGCUGCUUCCUCUGCUUCCAAGGCUGCUCUCUCGUCCUCCUCUUCUUCCUCCUCCUCCUCCUCUUCCUCCUGCCAGGAGAUCACGGUGCCCCUGUGCAAAGGCAUCGGCUACAACUACACCUCGAUGCCCAACCAGUUCAACCAUGACACGCAGGACGAGGCCGGGCUGGAGGUGCACCAGUUCUGGCCCUUGGUGGAGAUCCAGUGCUCGCCGGACCUGCGCUUCUUCCUCUGCAGCAUGUACACCCCCAUCUGCCUGGAGGACUACAAGAAGCCCCUGCCACCCUGCCGCAGUGUCUGCGAGAGGGCCAAGGCUGGCUGCGCCCCGCUCAUGCGCCAGUACGGCUUCGCCUGGCCUGAUCGCAUGCGCUGCGAGCGACUCCCCGAGCAGGGACACCCGGACACCCUCUGCAUGGACUACAACCGCACCCAGGGGGCCACUCCGCCCACGCCGCCCAAGCAGCCACAGCCCCCAAGGGGGCCGCAACGCAAGCCAGGGACCAAGGCGGUGCCCCCCAUGGCCUCCGUACCCAACCCGCCGCCACCAAUGCCGCCCCGACAACCCCCCUGCGAACCGGGGUGCCAGUGCCGUGCCCCCAUGGUCUCCGUCUCCAGCGAACGGCACCCCCUCUACAACCGGGUCAAGACGGGCCAGAUCCCCAACUGCGCCUUGCCCUGCCACAACCCAUACUUCACCCAAGAUGAGAGGGCCUUCACCGCCUUCUGGAUAGGGCUCUGGUCCGUCCUCUGCUUUGUCUCCACCUUCGCCACCGUCUCCACCUUCCUCAUCGACAUGGAGCGCUUCAAGUACCCUGAGCGGCCCAUCGUUUUCCUGGCUGCCUGCUACCUCUUUGUCUCCCUGGGCUACCUGGUGCGCCUAGUGGCGGGCCACGAGAAGGUGGCCUGCAGCGGCGGGGCGGCGGCAGCGAGCACAGGGCCGUCAGGGGCUUCCGGGAGCGCUGCAGCAGCGGCAGCCGUUGGGAGUCGAGGGGCCACCGGUGGCGCAGCUGAGCUGCAGCCGGAGCUGGUGGUGGCGGAACACGUGCGCUACGAAAGCACCGGUCCAGCCCUCUGCACAGUGGUCUUCCUCUUGGUCUACUUCUUUGGCAUGGCCAGCUCCAUCUGGUGGGUCAUCCUCUCCCUCACCUGGUUCCUGGCGGCUGGGAUGAAGUGGGGCAACGAGGCCAUCGCCAGCUACGCCCAGUACUUCCAUUUGGCGGCCUGGCUCCUGCCCAGUGUCAAGUCCAUUGCCGUGCUGGCCCUCAGUUCGGUGGACGGCGACCCAGUGGCAGGCAUCUGCUAUGUGGGCAACCAGAGUUUGGAAAACCUGCGCGGCUUCGUCUUGGCCCCGUUGCUCAUCUAUCUGGCCAUUGGCUCCAUGUUCCUGCUGGCCGGCUUUGUCUCACUGUUCCGCAUCCGGAGCGUCAUCAAGCAGCAAGGCGGGCCCACCAAAACCCACAAGCUGGAGAAGCUCAUGAUCCGGCUGGGACUCUUCACUGUCCUCUACACCGUCCCGGCGGCCAGCGUGGUGGCAUGCCUUUUCUACGAACAGCACAACCGGCCCCGCUGGGAGGCCACUCACAAUUGUCCCUGCCUCCGGGACCAGCAGCCCGACCAGGCCCGCCGCCCAGACUAUGCCGUCUUCAUGCUCAAGUACUUCAUGUGCCUGGUAGUGGGCAUCACCUCUGGGGUGUGGGUCUGGUCUGGGAAGACGCUGGAGUCCUGGAAAGCACUUUGUACGCGUUGCUGUUGGGCCAGCAAGGGGACGGCUGCUGCUGUGGCCUCUGGGAGCAUUGGGGCCGUCGUGGGCAGCAGUGGCAUGGGGGGCAUGGUGACCGCAGCAGCAGUGGGUGGACUUGGGGGUGGCGCAGGGUCCAUGUACAGUGACGUCAGCACUGGCUUGACGUGGAGGUCUGGCACAGCCAGUUCGGUCUCAUACCCAAAACAUAUGCCUUUGUCCCAGGUGUGAAAAGAGGGGGCACCGUGCAACUAAACUCCCUCCUUUUGGCAACAAACUUCCUCAUGGCCUCCCCAUGUGCAGAACAGUGUGCCAUCACUGGAGGAUCCCAAGUGCCACACCGCCUCCCUCUGCCCUCUUUCCUUCAUUCCUUGUUUCAUGUUCUCAUGUGAAGGAACCACCUACUUCAAGCCACACCAGCUUCUUUUGUGGAAAGAGAGACAGGAGUGGAGAUCUGUCCAGACCCACAGCUGUCCCCUUGAACUAGCAAGAGACCUUUGGUUGCUGUGAGGAGCUCCCUUGCUUGCUUUCCCCCCUCUUUCCUUCAAACUUAAGAGACAACUUCAGGAAAAGUAGUUGUUGUCCGAUUUGACUGUGUUGGGGAGGGGGGAGGUUGGGGAGAAAUUCCUUUUUUAAAUAAAAAAAAAUGGGCAGAUGCCUUAAAUUCUAACCAUGUCUUAAUUAUAUGCCCCCAAUAAAUACGGGUUUCUUAUGUUAAAGGAUGUAUUUAUAUAAUUAUUUGGUACCUUGUACAAAACGUGUAAGAUAUGUAUAUAAUCCAAAA